Coprinopsis cinerea okayama7#130 is the source of this 1050-nucleotide messenger RNA. RefSeq lists its product as hypothetical. The transcript is spliced from 4 exons. The record is from RefSeq and is a predicted model, not a curated record. Gene Ontology annotation, biological process: protein deubiquitination. Lineage: Eukaryota; Fungi; Basidiomycota; Agaricomycetes; Agaricales; Psathyrellaceae. Bases 1 to 1050 code for a protein of 349 amino acids. Gene Ontology annotation, molecular function: cysteine-type deubiquitinase activity; protein binding; cysteine-type endopeptidase activity.
AUGUCCAAGGAGGACAAGCGGGAAUUGCGACGGAAGGCGGAGGACGAGAAAGCCAAACUGAAGCACAUGAACAACAUGGCGUUCCGAUACUUCACUAUGCCGUCGACUGAAGACUCUUGCGCAAUCAUACCAACGCGGUUCUAUACCAGUUGGAAGCGUUGGAUCGAUAGCCCUGCCUCCCAUGAUCGUCCUGAUUGUAUCGACACAGAGUCUCUUUUGUGUGCCCAUUCCAUGUUACUCUACGACCCAGGUUGUCGAGUGGACAUGGACUCAAUAAUCACACUUAUUCGGCGCGAUGAAUGGGAAAUACUGUCGUCUUUCUAUUCAACGGGACCUCCCAUCUAUGUCAAGCGGACGGCGUCAGAUAAUUCGGAGAGUUCCUUCUCCGAACUAAACCCUGGCAUCUGUGCAGAAUGCCGAACACUUAGGUCAGGCUUCUCUCUCUCGCCUCUGGUUGUGACAGACCCUGACGGAAAUUCAAGAAAAAUCAACUGGGAAACGACAGAACUAACCAUCCAAUUGGGGAAGCGGGAGGAUUGGGAAAGUUCAAAGGCGCUGGGCCCCAGUGCCUCUUUGCCUGUCCGACAUUCGCGCCGUUUGCGUAAAAAGCAAGGCGACAAACGCAAAAUCUCCGUGACUAAAUCUACCACCGUAAAAGAUAUCAAAAUCCAGAUAUCUGAGAUCUUCGACAUCCCAACCAUUUGUCAACGACUAUUUUUCCAGGGUAAAGAGCUAGCGGACAACGAAAGCACAGUCCAUGAUCUAGCCAUCCCUGCGAAUGAUACCGUUUUUCUUGAACAAAUCACAGAGGCGAUGGAAAUCGAUUCGGAUGAUGACUCGACAACCCGACGUAGAGUCAGAGAGGAAGGACAGGGGUUCAAUGGAACGAUUCUGGGAGGUGGCAGCUUCACCGAUUCAUCUAGAGCGAGCUCUAGAGCCGAAACCCCUACUUCUGUCUUGGUAUCGAGUGUCAAAUCGUGCAAAGCGUGUACCUUCGAUAACGCAUUAGGCGCACUCGCUUGCGAGAUAUGCACUACAGUAUUCGAAUAA